CCCCCUCCCCCUCUUCCCUUCCUUCCCCCACGCCUUGUCUUGGCUUUCCCUUACACGUGCGGACUCUGGGCUGGGCGACAUGAGUGACCAUGGCGUGCCGGCGGUGCCGGACCAUGUCGAGCACCUGCGGGCCGAGCUGGCGGUCGCCGAGCUCCGGGCCAAGUUUGAAGCCGAUCUGACAACUAAGGUAGAGUGCGAGGGUGUGGUGCCGCGGCCAGAGACGGCGGUCCGCCGGACGCGGGCCAACUCGCUGCUCCCAUCGCGCCACAAGAUCCAUCGCGACGAGCUGGAGCAGAAGCAGGCCGAGCUCGAGGCGCGGCUCGACGAGCUCAACGACGGCAAGAUCCAUCGCCAGCAAGAAGUCCGGUCUGCACGGGCAGGAUCAGUGCUGGAGGAGGCCAAGCUGGCUGACGCCGUCGAAAUGGUCCACGCUCAGCUCGAGGCCUUUCGCCGCCAGACCUCGCAGUCGCCGGCCACCCCGGUUACCGAUCGUAUCCGGAGCGGCGUGCCAACUGGCCGCCGCCGCUCGAUCUCAUCGCCGUCCAAGCCCAUUGGGCGGCGCAACAUCACACCAGUCUCUGCCAACGUUAUGGACAAAAUCAAGCUCGCCAACGCCGAGGAGUCGGUCGCCUCGGCCACCGAGGACUUUCGCAAGCAGCUCGAGGCUGCCAAGCGCGCGCAAGCGGCUGCUGAAGCUGAACGCGCCGCCGGCGCCGGCUCUAGCGGCGACGGCUACGAGGAUGCCGACGAGGAUGAGCUGUGAGCCACGCUGGAUCUGGUCCUUGCUCUGGCUCGCAAGCUGGAGGCGGUGCAGCCUCCCAGCUGGGCCUGCCCCCAGCCCUUGUGUUCCUUGCCGUGAUCAUCAUCAUCAUCAUCAUCGGGAUGCUUGAUGCUACCGCCGCACUGCAGUUCCC
Messenger RNA from Thecamonas trahens ATCC 50062, 914 nucleotides. RefSeq lists its product as uncharacterized. The transcript has a single exon. NCBI's taxonomy places the organism in Eukaryota, Apusomonadida, Apusomonadidae. The coding region runs from base 80 to 763 and encodes 227 amino acids. The record is from RefSeq and is a predicted model, not a curated record.